This is a messenger RNA of Bubalus bubalis (water buffalo), 5712 nucleotides long. RefSeq names its product RNA binding motif protein 26 (gene RBM26). Gene Ontology annotation, cellular component: nucleus. Lineage: Eukaryota; Metazoa; Chordata; Mammalia; Artiodactyla; Bovidae. Bases 442 to 3510 code for a protein of 1022 amino acids. Gene Ontology annotation, biological process: mRNA processing. The transcript has 23 exons. Gene Ontology annotation, molecular function: RNA binding; metal ion binding. The record is from RefSeq and is a predicted model, not a curated record.
UGCUGGGAGCCGGGAAGACCCCCCGAAUCGUUCCCAUUCAGCUGUCCUUCGUUUUCGCUUUCUUCACUUUUUCCUCUUCUGCGUUGCCAGCAAGCACCUGGUUUCAGGGCUGAGGGCAAGCCCGUGUUUAGGCGCGUGUCGCGCUCAGGUCCAGGAAGAUUGGCUGGGGUGGAGGGAAGGGGGAGGGCCCGGGCAAACCGUUGCUGCCUCAGCCGGGGCCGGGGUCCGGGGAGGGGGAGCCUUUGGCACCCCGUGGACUCGCGGCCUACGGCGGUCCCCGCGGAGCUGUUCGCCGAUCCGGGCUCGCGGGAACCUGCCACCGGCGCCUCCCACCGCGGCCCACGCGGGCGGCGCGCGGAGUAGGGGGCGGGGGCAGCGGCGGCUGUAGCGGCCGCGACCUGGGCGGGCGGAGGAGUGUGACGGGCCUCGGGGCCGCUGUGGAUGGUUUCUAAAAUGAUCAUUGAAAACUUCGAGGCACUCAAGUCCUGGCUCAGCAAGACUCUCGAGCCCAUCUGUGAUGCAGAUCCAUCAGCCCUGGCAAAGUAUGUUCUCGCUUUGGUAAAGAAAGACAAAAGUGAAAAAGAGUUAAAGGCAUUAUGUAUUGAUCAGCUGGAUGUAUUUCUUCAAAAAGAGACACAGAUAUUUGUGGAAAAACUUUUUGAUGCUGUGAAUACAAAGAGUUAUCUACCUCCUCCAGAGCAGCCAUCAUCAGGAAGCUUAAAGGUAGAAUUUUUUCAGCACCAAGAAAAAGAUAUAAAAAAAGAAGAGAUCACAAAGGAGGAAGAGCGAGAGAAGAAGUUUUCUAGAAGGCUAAAUCACAGUCCUCCUCAGUCAAGCUCCCGAUAUAGAGAAAAUAGAAGUCGUGAUGAGAGGAAAAAAGAUGAUCGUUCUCGCAAAAGAGAUUAUGAUCGAAACCCUCCUCGAAGGGAUUCAUACAGAGACCGGUACAACAGAAGACGAGGUCGAAGUCGCAGUUACAGCAGGAGUCGGAGCCGAAGUUGGAGUAAAGAGAGGCUUCGUGACAGAGAUAGGGAUAGAAGCAGGACUAGAAGCAGGAGCAGGACACGAAGCAGGGAAAGGGAUCUGGUAAAACCUAAAUAUGACCUGGAUAGAGCAGAUCCGUUAGAAAACAAUUAUACUCCAGUCUCUUCGGUACCGAAUAUUUCAUCUGGCCACUACCCUGUACCUACUUUGAGCAGCACUAUUACAGUAAUUGCUCCUACUCAUCAUGGUAAUAACACUACCGAAAGUUGGUCUGAAUUUCAUGAAGACCAGGUGGACCAUAAUUCAUACGUAAGACCACCAAUGCCAAAGAAACGGUGUAGAGACUAUGAUGAAAAGGGUUUCUGUAUGAGAGGAGACAUGUGCCCUUUUGAUCAUGGAAGUGACCCAGUAGUUGUAGAAGAUGUCAAUCUUCCUGGUAUGCUGCCUUUCCCAGCACAGCCUCCUGUUGUUGAAGGACCACCUCCUCCUGGACUCCCUCCACCACCACCAAUUCUUACACCCCCACCUGUGAAUCUGAGACCCCCUGUGCCACCGCCAGGCCCAUUACCACCCAGUCUGCCACCUGUCACAGAUGAUAUUUCUUAUUCUUUGGUUUUGACAGGACCACCACCUCCACUUCCUCCUUUGCAACCAUCUGGCAUGGAUGCUCCCCCAAACUCUGCAACCAGCUCUGUUCCUACUGUAGUAACAACUGGCAUUCAUCACCAGCCACCUCCUGCUCCACCCUCUCUUUUUACUGCAGUUUUUGUAUUACCAGAUACAUAUGACACAGAUGGCUACAAUCCUGAAGCCCCAAGCAUAACAAACACUUCCAGACCAAUGUAUAGACACAGAGUGCAUGCACAAAGGCCCAACUUGAUAGGGCUCACAUCAGGGGAUAUGGAUUUGCCACCCAGAGAAAAGCCUCCUAAUAAAAGCAGUAUGAGGAUAGUAGUGGAUUCAGAGUCAAGGAAAAGAACCAUUGGUUCUGGGGAGCCUGGAGUUCCUACAAAGAAGACUUGGUUUGAUAAACCAAAUUUUAAUAGAACAAACAGCCCAGGCUUCCAGAAAAAGGUUCAGUUUGGAAAUGAAAAUACCAAACUUGAACUUAGAAAAGUUCCUCCAGAAUUAAAUAAUAUCAGCAAACUUAAUGAGCAUUUUAGUCGAUUUGGAACCUUGGUUAACUUGCAGGUUGCCUAUAAUGGGGAUCCUGAAGGUGCCCUUAUCCAAUUUGCAACAUACGAAGAAGCAAAGAAAGCUAUAUCAAGUACAGAAGCAGUACUAAAUAAUCGCUUUAUUAAAGUUUACUGGCACAGAGAAGGAAGCACCCAACAGUUGCAAACUACUUCUCCAAAGGUAAUGCAGCCUUUAGUUCAGCAGCCCAUUUUGCCUGUUGUGAAGCAGUCAGUCAAAGAGCGGUUGGGUCCGGUACCUUCAAGUACUAUUGAACCAGCAGAAGCCCAGAGUGCCAGUUCAGACCUUCCUCAGAAUGUAACUAAGUUAUCUGUGAAGGACAGGUUGGGUUUUGUAUCAAAGCCAUCUGUUUCAGCAACUGAAAAGGUAUUGUCUACAUCUACUGGCUUAACAAAAACGGUGUAUAAUCCAGCUGCUUUGAAGGCUGCACAAAAAACCUUACUUGUUUCUACUUCUGCAGUUGAUAAUAAUGAAGCACAGAAAAAAAAGCAGGAGGCACUGAAACUUCAGCAAGAUGUAAGGAAAAGGAAACAAGAAAUUUUAGAAAAGCACAUUGAAACACAAAAGAUGUUAAUUUCAAAACUGGAGAAAAACAAAGCAAUGAAGUCUGAAGAUAAAGCAGAAAUAAUGAAAACUUUAGAGGUUUUGACUAAAAAUAUUACCAAGUUGAAAGAUGAGGUCAAAGCUGCUUCACCUGGACGCUGUCUUCCAAAAAGUAUAAAAACUAAGACUCAGAUGCAGAAAGAGUUGCUUGACACAGAACUGGAUUUGUAUAAGAAGAUGCAAGCUGGAGAAGAAGUCACUGAACUUAGGAGAAAGUACACAGAAUUACAGCUGGAGGCUGCAAAGCGAGGGAUUCUUUCAUCUGGUCGUGGUAGAGGAGUUCAUUCAAGAGGUCGAGGUUCAGCUCACGGCCGAGGCAGGGGUCGAGGCCGAGGUCGAGGUGUGCCUGGUCAUGCUGUGGUGGAUCACCGUCCCAGGGCAUUGGAGAUUUCUGCAUUUACAGAGAGUGAUAGAGAAGAUCUUCUUCCUCACUUUGCGCAAUAUGGUGAAAUUGAAGAUUGUCAGAUCGAUGACUCUUCACUUCAUGCAGUAAUUACAUUCAAGACACGAGCAGAAGCUGAAGCAGCUGCAGUUCAUGGAGCUCGUUUCAAAGGGCAGGAUCUAAAGCUGGCAUGGAAUAAGCCAAUAACUAAUAUUUCAGCUGUCGAAACAGAAGAAGUUGAACCUGAUGAAGAGGAAUUUCAGGAAGAGUCUUUGGUGGAUGAUUCAUUACUUCAAGAUGAUGAUGAAGAAGAAGAGGACAAUGAAUCUCGUUCUUGGAGAAGAUGAUUUGACUGAUCAUUGAUCUGCAUAUGAUAGAACUCUACCUGUGUUUCAUUAGUAUUAUCUAAUGUACUUUUACAUAUUUGUAAAAACAAUUUUUGGUAAAAUGUGAUGAAGAUGGAUUUCACAAAUAGACAAAAGAGAAGAAAACUACCUUCUGAAUCCUGUAUUUUGAAAGAUUGAUGUUUGCGUUUUAUUUCAGUAAACAAUUGGUAAAGACAUCACACUAGAAACAUAUGCAAUGUUUUUAUUACAUACUUACUGAACAUUACAGAAUUCUUUGGGUUCUUUGUAAUUUAAUGAAUAGGUCUGAAGACUUAAUGACCAAUACUUGUUAUAACUUAGAGAAUUUUGUUUUACUCCAAAUAAGGAAUGAAUUUGCAUUUAAAAUCUUAAUGAAUGUUUUCAAAAAAUGAAUAGAUAACAUAGUACUCUAACUAAAGUCUCCAAGUUAUGUAUUCAUAAUAUUACAUAGUAGUAUGCUUAGGCUUUACUAUGUAUUAGCCUUUUGUUGGACUUGUGUAUGUAUUUUACCAUAUGGGUUUUAAUGAUAACGGUGUAUGACUGCUUUGCAUUUGAGUCCUUAUGCAUUCAGAUGUUAAAAAAUAAAGUGGAAUGGUCUCUUGAAAAGAAAAGAAAAGAAAAAAGCAAUGACAAAAAAAAAAAAGACAAUGUUCCUUGAUUUAAAAAAAGAAAAAAAAAGAAAAGAAAAAGAAUUAAAAUAAAUAGACCAUUCCAGAUGGUGAUCUACCCUUCUCCCCAGUUAUCACAAAAGGAGCUAUAAUCACUAACUUAUUCUUAAUAAUGGUUACUGGUACCUUUACAAUAAUGUACAAUCCAUUGUUUAAAAUUUAUACCACUUCAGUUUGGUUUGAUCCUAUAAACUUUCAACAGAUGUCUUAAAAUUUAAAAGCAGGCUGAUUAGUUUGGAACCAGACUUCAAGUAGAGAUAACAUUUGGUGAAUAAGAAAACAUCACAUUACAUUUUGGAUGUAUGAAAGAAAACUUGACCAUUUGAAGAUGUAUGAAUAAAGAAAUGUACUAUAGAUACUACUUUAGGAAAGCACUGUUUGGUAAGUGUUCCAGUCUGAUAUUUUAAGUGUGCAUUUCCUAUACUUCUAUAAAAAAAAAUCUUUGACAUUUGCAACAAUAUUGUGAUUUUUAAGUGGACUUCUCUCAUGUUCUCUGACAACAUGAUCAUUGAAAGUUGAUAUAGCAGUUUCUAGGAAAUAAAUGCGUUCUUUGUAGAAUGGAGGGUGGGAGACUACAUAUUUAUCUUUUAAAAUUUAUCCUUUUGGUUGCAAGUAUUUCUGCCCCUUCUGAGAUCACAGUGAUUAUAUUGAAAAUCACACACAAAAAAACUUUAUUCCCAUGCUGGGGUCCUCACAGUCACAAACUGUAAUUUCACCACCAUAGUCUUUUGCCAGUGGAGUAGCUCAUGGAUGCUGUUCCUCUUUUUCUUUUCUUCCUCCACUUAAAGUUGUAUAUAUACUCCCAGUGAUAGUUCUGUUUCAUAGGAACGUUUUGGCUUGCAGUUGAUGCACAUGUUUAUAUUUAAAAUUUCACAGUCAGAUUUCUUUUGUCAAAAUAGUGACUUUACUCAGAACUUCUUUACUAUACUUAGAGCUGUGAUAUAUUUUUAUGUAUAGUCUCUUGUAUGUUGACUAUGUGCUAUUCUGAUUCAUUAGGUAAGUUUGUUUUCUUUUCUUUUUAGUAGUCGUGAAAGAUGCCAAAUUGGCAGAGGCUCACGUUUCUUCUCUUUACACCAAACAGAGGGAGAUCAUCAUUGCCUGAAUUUAGCUUUGUGACUACAGCAGCAAGACCUGUUCCUGUCUGGAGACGACUGUUACAAUAAUAUGACACUAUCACUUUAUGUUUGCCCUUUAUCAGUUUGAAUAGAUGUUUACAUGUACCAUAAUUAGCAUUUUUAUUUUUCCAGUUCAAUUUUAGGGUACAUCUGAGUCCAGAAGUAAAUCUGAGUGUGUGCUUUGUCUGAUCUUAUACUUAAAUGUUUUCUCCCCUUUAUAGCUGUUUGUUUUUAAACACUCUAAGAAGGAAAAACAAAUCCUCUUGGUUUUCCUAACAUGAGAUGAGUUUUCAGGCUCAGCCAAGUUGAAAUUGUAUCUAGGAAAUCUAUAAAGCCAUGAUACUAUGUUCAUCAGCAUGAACAAUCUAGAAUGAUGAAAAUGAUUAAAAAGUUAAACCGUG